Molecule: messenger RNA, 777 nt
Organism: Bipolaris victoriae FI3
Lineage: Eukaryota; Fungi; Ascomycota; Dothideomycetes; Pleosporales; Pleosporaceae
Exons: 1
Coding region: 1-777 (258 amino acids)
Source: RefSeq, a predicted model, not a curated record
AUGAUAUCGAUAUCAUUACGUGCAACCGCACUGGCGUUGCUCUGCGCAUCUACCGCCCUUGCUCAGACCGUCUCACUCUCAGCCUUUAUUCCACGGAUCGACAACCUCCCCUCGGCUUGCAACACUGUCUACUAUUCGGCCAUUUCUGGAUGCGUACCGGGUGACUUUCAGCCUGGCGCAACAUGUAGCGCUUCCUGCGUACGGGGUCUCAACCAGAUCGGAGACAGUGUGAAAAAGAGAUGCGCCGACGUUGACGUGGGCGAGCUGAGUCUCAUUGGUGUCUUCCAGAAUGGACUGGGUAUCGCGAGUCUGUGUCCUGGCGUUACCGUAACGACCAUCAAGUCAGACUCUCCAACGACGAGCACACAGUCGUCUAGGUCAUCCACAAGCACAAGGGCAUCAUCAUCGUCGUCGUCGUCAUCAACAUUAGAGACAAGCUCAGUCAGCUCGACGGUUGAGGCAAGACCGACACCGUCAAGCUCAUCGACCGACACGCAAAGCGAACAAACCACUAGCUCGAUUUCUUCAACAAACGGCCUGGUUCUGGACCCAAAUGCAACGGGAUCGACCCCAACUACAACGGUAGCCGUCCCGCCCGAAGACACAAACGCUCCCGACCCAUCGCUCGCGCCAGGCACGCAGUUGUCCAAUGCUUUUUCAGGCGGCGGAUCACCAUUUGAUGUUGUCGCAACAGGCUCAUCAAGUCACCAAGAUAUAUAUGGUGGUGCCGCAGCAGCUCUCCUAGCGACAGCCUUCCUCCUUAUCAUCUGUGCAUAG